Messenger RNA from Liolophura sinensis, 1121 nucleotides. Its product is annotated as MORN repeat-containing protein 3-like. The record is from RefSeq and is a predicted model, not a curated record. NCBI's taxonomy places the organism in Eukaryota, Metazoa, Mollusca, Polyplacophora, Chitonida, Chitonidae. The transcript is spliced from 5 exons. The coding region runs from base 175 to 888 and encodes 237 amino acids.
UACAACACAACACUCCGUACACGCUCUUUCCGCUGUUAAAACAUCACAGAUAUGGCAGUGCUUUGGGCGAAUGAAACUUGAGCUGGUAGUCUGUGGCUUAUUUGUUAGACAGGCAAGUCGAUCUUACCAUUUCCUCUGAAAAUCUGUUGGACAUUUUGUGAUAAAUCCGCAGAAAUGCCGCACCUAAAGACCCCGAAAUUGCGGGAGCCAUUGUGGAAAGAGGCCGACUUCCUGGCCAACAAGAGAGGUGUUCGCCACACUGUGUAUUCUGUGAAUGGAGACCAGUUCACGGGAGAAUGGCUGGACAACAAAAAACACGGUAAAGGAACAUAUCGAUGGAAGAGCACAGGUGCUAUUUUUGAUGGCGACUGGAGGAAUGGGAAGAGAAGUGGGUUUGGUACAUAUAGCGUGCCAGAUGGAAAAGGUGGAUUUAAAAAGGAAUACUCAGGAGGCUGGAAAAAUGAUAAGAGACAUGGUUACGGGACACAGUUUUACUCAGAGGAUGAGUAUUACGAAGGCGAGUGGUAUGCAGACCAGCGAGGUGGGUGGGGCAGAAUGUACUACGCUGACGGCACAAUUUACGAGGGAGAGUGGCAUGAAGACCAACGAAAUGGACAGGGCAUGUUGCGCUUAACCAAUGAAAACAGAUAUGAGGGUUCUUGGAAAGAUGAUCAGAAAAAUGGGCCAGGGAAAUUUUUCUACCUGGAUUCUGGCCAGAUGUAUGAUGGUGUGUGGCUGAAUGACAUCGCUAAGUGCGGGACAAUGAAAGACUUUGGUCGCGACAACGCCCCUCAGCCAACACAGUAUCCUAUACCAGAGGUGAAGUUAGUAAAUCCUGGGGGAGUAGUGGCGGAAGCUGAAGAGCAAUUUCUACAGGAUCAUGAAUGAGUGGAAUUUCUGAUGACUUUAAAAUACCAAAUGUCAGUCAUGCAUUCUUGGUGAUUGGACAGAGCCAGAAAGGACUGAGCUUUUAUGUGGUUGAUAUUCAGCAUGAUCAGCAUGGUUUGCGCUGUAUCCACAGAAUUCAUCAAGUUGAAAUUUAAAAAUUGAGUUUUGAUUUUACUGCGGUAAUGGAGUCGACCACUAACCAGUAAUGCACCAUUAUUAAAAACAUUUAUUUU